Candidula unifasciata is the source of this 442-nucleotide messenger RNA. The record is from the annotation of a GenBank genome assembly. Lineage: Eukaryota; Metazoa; Mollusca; Gastropoda; Stylommatophora; Geomitridae.
UGUUAUCGUCUCAGAGAGAAAGAAGAGUUUAAAAAACUUCUACAGCUUCAGUCUCAGCGCUCUCCGUGGCAGCAACCUGUGUCGUUUACAGUUCCACGUCCAUCGUCAAACGUCAAUGACUCGGACAUUAUAUCAAUUUCGUCGUCAGAAAGUUUUGUAAAAUCAAUCCAGACAAAGUCGUUGUUGGACACUUUAUAUGAGCGACGUCAAAGAUAUAACAUGGACACAUUGGUUAGAAAGUCAGCAGUUCACUAUGAUCAGAACUUCCUCACAAACAGGCUCAAAGACCAUUCACACAAGCCACAAGCAAACACAGAGGUGAAAGUGUGUCCAUCAAGUCAACAGUCUGAUGCUGUUUUGAUAAUUGAUGAUGAUCAUGAUGAUAGUCAACCCACAGCAGCAAAAUCAGCUUCAGCUACAGACAGAGCAGCAGUCACAAAAG